AUGUCCUCCAACAACGGCAUCGGCGGCUCGUCGCUGUCAACACCCAGUUCGGGCUCGAGCUCGACAGGCAAGACUCCUAUACCGCCAGAUACCGCGAACGCCGUCGAACUGAACACCAUGAAGCCCAUCGGAGUUGCAGAGGCGAUUGGGUUGGAGAUGGAUAUAAUGCAGCUGGCUAGGCUUGGUGAAAUAGCUGCGAUCAAGGAACUUUUCGAUAGUGGGAAGCAUGAUAUUAGCUACCGUGACGAGGAGGGCAUCACCCCAUUACAUUGGGCCGCUAUCAAUAAUCGCUACGAGCUUUGCAAGUUUCUUCUCGAUUCCGGAGCCGAUGUCAAUGCGAAAGGCGGCGAGUCGGUAGCCACACCUGCCAUGUGGGCUGCACAGAGAUGUCACCACUAUAUCGUCCACCUCUUACUUCAGUACGGAGCAGAUCCCCUCUUGACAGAUAUCCAGGGAUUCAAUAUCAUGCACCUUGCUACUAUCGAUGGGAACUCAUUCCUCCUGGUCCUCCUGCUCCAUCAGGAGAUCCCGGUUGACAUCGCUGACCCUCAGGGUCAUACGGGCCUCAUGUGGGCGGCUUACAAAGGGUUUCCCGCCUGUGUUGAUGUCUUCCUUCGAUGGGGUGCUGAUGUCAAUGCAACUGAUGAAGGAGGCCUUUCGCCUCUCCACUGGGCUUUGGUUAAGGGGUCUAGUGGUUGUGUGCAAAAGAUAAUAGAGUACGGCGCGGACAGAUUCGCGGAAACAAAGGAAGGGAAAACCCCGUCGACUGUUGCAGAUGAGAUGAAGACGACUCAUAUAUGGCAUCAUGCGCUAGGAGAAUGUGGCUAUAAACCUGAUGGUAGCAGUUCAGCUGUGCCGUCCGUCAUUGGACAAAUGUUGCGGUCAUCGUUAUAUAUGUCCAGGUUUUACUUUCUCCUACCGUUCGUUUCAUUACCUGCUGUUGUCACCAUUUUGAGUUCUCUGUCGAUAUAUGUCUCUAUUUUUGCGACUCUUUUAUUUAUGUUCGGUGUUCAUUUGCUUAUAAAAUGGGUUUCAAAGAGAGGCCCGUUGGAUUUUAGAGUACUUCAGAGAACGGCGUUUCCGGCGGGGGUUUUUUCAGCAUCUGCAUUCUGGGUUGCUUUACGAUGGUUGCACGUUAUCCUACCUAAUACCUACUCUUCUUCCCUUUUUCUAAAUUUAAUAUUUCUCGCUUUGUUUGCAUUCAUGACCUACUUUUACACGUAUGCUAUGAUUGAAGAUCCUGGGUUUGUCCCAAAGCUUAGCAGCAGGAAUGAGCAGAAAGCUAUCAUCACGGACCUUAUCAACGAUUGGAGCUACGACGAGGACCAUUUUUGUGUGCCUUGUAUGAUCAGGAGACCACUGAGAAGCAAACAUUGCAGGCGAUGCAAGCGCUGUGUAUCGAAACAGGACCACCAUUGCCCUUGGAUAAACAACUGUGUUGGGAACAAUAACUUCCGCCAUUUCAUGCUUUAUCUUAUCUUGUUACUUCUCGGGAUUGUUGCCUAUAUUCGAUUGGUCUUCCUGUAUUAUUCUGCCAUUGUCCCGGGUGGCGUGAAAACGACGUGUAAUCUCAUCUCGCCAUGGCUAUGCAACGUGGUUGAAUCGGACACCUACACUUUUGUUCUAACUAUUUGGACCUCACUCCAGCUUAUCUGGGUAACGAUGCUGACCCUCGUACAGCUCUAUCAGAUAUCCAGAGGAACGACUACUUUUGAAGUCAUGAGAGGCCAUGGACAUGGUUUUAGCCACAGAACUCCUGCCUCUGCAAGCCAGGCUGCAUCAACGGUUGGAAGUAAUAAGCACUCACAUGGAUCCUGCUUCUCCAAGUGGAAGAGCUUAUUUGGGCUUGAUGCAUUUAUGGCUGCUGCCCAAGACGGGCUGAAGGAGGGCCAGAGCCAUAGAAGGCAACAAAACCCGUUUUCACAUGGUCUUGUUCGCAACUGUCAAGACUUCUGGUGCGAUCCCGCACCAUAUUUUGGUACGCGUCAAGCUGGAAACUCAAUGCUUGGAGGGAAGGUUGUGAACUACUACAAAAUGUACGAUGCGGAGCUUCUGGAGUAUUCAGACGGCCGAGUCUAG
Nannizzia gypsea CBS 118893 is the source of this 2079-nucleotide messenger RNA. Its product is annotated as palmitoyltransferase akr1. The record is from RefSeq and is a predicted model, not a curated record. NCBI's taxonomy places the organism in Eukaryota, Fungi, Ascomycota, Eurotiomycetes, Onygenales, Arthrodermataceae. Gene Ontology annotation, cellular component: Golgi membrane. Gene Ontology annotation, molecular function: palmitoyltransferase activity; protein binding. The transcript is spliced from 6 exons. Bases 1 to 2079 code for a protein of 692 amino acids. Gene Ontology annotation, biological process: protein palmitoylation.